GUGAAGCCAUUAAAAGGGACCUUUAGAGUUCCAUACUCCUCUUCGGGGCACCCAUGCUCCGCCUUCAGUAUUCCAAAAGACCACCACAGACCAGGUAUAUCCGGAUUCGACACGGUGAUGUACGUAGCCGCUGGUCCGUCACACUUAGAUGGAAAUGUUGCUUGGGCAAUUUUGUGCGCAACGCUGACUGAUGGUCGUCCGGUGGCAGGUGGUAUUUAUCUCUCUCCACGUGAAAUCGCCAAUACCUCGCAAAUGGUACGUGUUGUCGCUCACGAGAUGGCACACAUCCUUGGUUUCGACAGAGAAGUGUUCUCUGCUAAUAAAAUGAUUUCUCUCGUGCAUGAUGUUCGAGGAAAGAGUAACGUUCAUAUGUUAACAUCAGAAAAGGUUAUGGAAAAGGCUCGG
Molecule: messenger RNA, 405 nt
Organism: Trypanosoma theileri
Lineage: Eukaryota; Euglenozoa; Kinetoplastea; Trypanosomatida; Trypanosomatidae
Product: surface protease GP63
Exons: 1
Biological process (GO): cell adhesion; proteolysis
Cellular component (GO): membrane; cytoplasm
Molecular function (GO): metalloendopeptidase activity
Source: RefSeq, a predicted model, not a curated record